CUUGUAUGCAUCGGUCUGUGAUCUAGCGGCUAGGGUAAGAGCUUUGGCGAGGGAAAAAAAAAGACGAGAAAUUCACAAGACUACAUACCGAAAAACCCUAUUUAUUGAGAGCGGACGCCGUUAGAGAGGAGCUGCCAACAGAGAGCAUUGAGGUUCCGCACACCACAGCGAGCGAUUGACCUUCACUGCUUCAAUUUUACACCCUCUCUCUGUUUGGUGAUGGAUUUUGAAUCAAAUUAUGAUAUUGCUGCCUCUGCCAACUUCAUUCACACUCACAACUUCAUCAGAGUUGCUUUACAAUUUCCAGAUAAUCUCCUAAAACAUUCAACUAGAGUGGUCACUGCUCUGCGCAACACACUUCAAUCCACAGAGGUAGGAUUGUUUGUGAUGGCCGACACGGCCUAUGGCAGUUGCUGUAUUGAUGAAGUUGGAGCAUCACACAUUAAUGCUGAUUGUGUCAUACAUUAUGGUCAUACUUGUUUUAGUCCGACAACAACUCUACCAGCCUUUUGUGUUUUUGGGAAGGCUUCCAUUUGCAUAGCUGAUUGUGUUGAAAGUAUGUCAAAGUAUGCACUGACAAAUAGUAAGCCUAUCAUGGUCCUUUUUGGGCUGGAGUACGCACACUCAAUGCAACGGAUUAAAGAAGCACUGCUAGAAUCAUCAAUGUCAUGCAGAUUUGACCCUAAGUCAGAAGUUCACUUUGCUGAUGUUCCAUCUUCAAUUAUGUUUCCAUCAAAAGAUAUUAAAAAGAUAAACGUACUCCAAGAACCAGUCAGUGAUUGCAAUGGAGCAAGUGGGACUAUGUAUAGCAUUGGAGGAUUGACAUGGAAAUUACCUGAGGGACAAAGCAUGGAUGACUACUUGGUCUUUUGGAUUGGACAUGAUGAUUCAGCUUUUGCUAAUGUUGUGCUCACAUUCAAUGCCUGUGAAAUAGUCAGAUAUGAUGCAAAUGAAAAUCGAAUGGUGACAGACCUGUUUCAACAUAGGAGGAUUCUUAAACGUAGAUAUUACCUGGUGGAGAGAGCUAAAGAUGCUAAUAUUGUUGGGAUUUUAGUUGGAACUCUUGGUGUUGCUGGUUAUCUUCACAUAAUCAAUCAGAUGAUGGAGCUCAUUACUGGGGCAGGCAAGAAGGCAUAUACUUUGGUUAUGGGAAGACCGAACCCAGCUAAACUUGCUAACUUUCCUGAGUGCGAUGUUUUUCUAUACGUUUCUUGUGCCCAAACUGCUCUGCUGGAUAGCAAAGAGUAUCUAGCUCCAGUUAUUACUCCCUUCGAAGCAAUGAUAGCUUUCAAUAGGGGAAGCCAAUGGACAGGAGCCUAUGUCAUGGAAUUUCGAGAUCUAAUUAAUUUGCCUCAAAUGGAAGUUGGAAACCAGGAAGAAGAAGAAGCACGAUUUUCAUUCUUGAAGGGUGGAUACGUUGAAGAUUUUGAAAAUCAAGCUUGUAUUUCAUCAGAAAAUGUUGAAGAAGAAAGAGAAACUCUAGCUUUAGUAAAUGCAACAGAAAAGGCACUGCAGUUGCGGAAUAACUCUAACGUUCUAAUGAAAGGGAGUGCGAGAUCAGGAGCGGAAUUUUUGGCAAAUCGAUCUUAUCAGGGUCUGAACAUGUCCAGUGAGAACACCUCCCCAGAACCAUAUCUCAUUGGACGGAGGGGAAGGGCAUCUGGGUACGAGGAUGAGAAGAACAAACAAUGAAUUUUUGAGGCAUAAAUGUGGUUUUUGCUUUAGAUUGUAGUAUGAAAAUGAGAGUUAGUAAGAAGGUCAGAGAUUGACAAGGGAAAGAAGAGUAAUACUCCUUGGUGAGCUGCUCGUUCAUUUUGGCUGGUGACUUUUGUCUGGUACGAGUUUCUUAAUAACCCGCAGUUGUAAGGAUUUCGAAUGCUUUUGGCAAGCAAGCUUGCUGCAUGGCAUGAUGGAACUUGCAGUUAUCCUUUCACCUUUGUUAUUCACGGAAAUGUAUGUCUUCCUAGGUUUUUCUAUCUGUUCAGGAAUCAUAUACAAAUACCAUUAUUACUAGCAUUAAUCAUAUAUUCUCUUUCGUUAUUUUUCUCUUUUGUAGUACUUCUCAUUAUGCUAGGUGGAGGAGAGCGAGGACUUGAAUUAUUUAUUAUAAUUUUGCCACUCAUUAUUCAUUCAUAAUAUUAUCCUUCCACUGUUAUCUUCAA
Messenger RNA from Glycine soja, 2162 nucleotides. Its product is annotated as 2-(3-amino-3-carboxypropyl)histidine synthase subunit 2. The transcript has 10 exons. Bases 220 to 1692 code for a protein of 490 amino acids. Gene Ontology annotation, molecular function: 2-(3-amino-3-carboxypropyl)histidine synthase activity. Gene Ontology annotation, biological process: protein histidyl modification to diphthamide. Lineage: Eukaryota; Viridiplantae; Streptophyta; Magnoliopsida; Fabales; Fabaceae. The record is from RefSeq and is a predicted model, not a curated record.